Molecule: messenger RNA, 1871 nt
Organism: Limulus polyphemus (Atlantic horseshoe crab)
Lineage: Eukaryota; Metazoa; Arthropoda; Merostomata; Xiphosura; Limulidae
Product: KICSTOR complex protein ITFG2-like
Exons: 14
Coding region: 366-1670 (434 amino acids)
Biological process (GO): regulation of TOR signaling
Cellular component (GO): KICSTOR complex
Source: RefSeq, a predicted model, not a curated record
GGUACAGUAACUGGUGCUACUGCUAGGACGAAAACUAAUUUUUAUCUAUUCAUGAUAUCCAAAAACAAAAUACUCAUCCAGUUUCCUCAUAACUAACUUUCAGUUUCAGUAAGAUUUAACUUACUAAGUUAGCUUCUUAAGUUCUUACCUAAGGGUAGACUAGGAUUUUACAUCGUAUAACGGUGUAUAGAGAAAUGUUGAAGUUUGAACACAAGUCUAAAGAAGUUAUAAUUUCGUUUAUACGUCAUUGGUUAGGCCACAUUCGGGAUAUUGUGUUCAGUCUUGGGCUGCUUACUUUAGGAAGGGCGUUGAAUUUCUGUCUUGGACUUGGAGCAACUCGGUAGCUUGAGAAAGAGUGGAUUGCAAUGAGAGCAGUGUCAUUUGUUGAUCGUAUUCAAUUUCAGUUCAAUGGAAAUAUUUGUAAAGAUGCCAUAGCCCUGGCAGAUGUUGACAAUGAUGGGUGUCAUGAACUCACAGUAGGAAAUGUUCAAGGAGACUUGGCAAUUUUCAGAGAAACCGCCAACUGGCCAUGGGCUGUUGCAAGUGAUUUAGGAAUGAUUUCUUCUAUUACUGUUGGAGAUGUCGUGAAUGAAAAGAAGAAUUUCCUUAUAUGUAUAAGUGGGGAAGGAUGGUGUAAUAUCUUCAAUGUGCCACCGAAAAGAGAUUUUCCUCAGGAAGAACAGAAAAAAAAACUGCAGCCAUUUCAUACACAGCGAAUUCCAGCCAAUACAAAAUCUUGUCUGCUAGCUGACAUUGAUGGUGAUGGAGAAGUUGAAUUGGUGAUUUGUCUGACAGACAGAGUCUUGCGAACAUAUCGUUGGGUGAAGUUACCCCAUAGCUCAUCUUCAGAUUUUAAAGGAAAAUUGGUAGGACUUCAUAAAUGGGAAUUCCCAAAUCAGAUAGGUGGUAUUUCUAUAAAUACAACACCAGAAGGAAGCACUUUUCUUCUAGCAGCACAACCUGGUGGUUCAUAUGUAAAACUAGAAUGUUCAGCCUCACUUCUAGACACUGCUGAUGAAAAUUUAGAGAACAGUUCUAUAGCAUCAAAACUAACUCCUGAAUGCCAUCCUCUGGCUUCCUGUCGUACACAAAAUCCAAGCAUCUCUUGUGAAAUAAUUGGUGGAGUUUGUGGCACCCGUGACGGCCAACAUGUGACAUCUCUUCUAUCUAUUGCUACCCUUGAUGGUACGCUGAUGCUGGUGGACCAAGAUGAAAUUUUGUGGGCAUUGCAGGUUGACCACCAGUUGUUUUGUCUAACUAAACUAGAUAUUAUUAGAGAUGGAAAAGAAGAAAUCAUUGCCUGUGCCUGGGAUGGACAAACAUACAUAGUUAAUCAAGAUUGUCAAUCAGUCAGAUUCCAUUUUGAAGAACCAGUUUGCACUUUUACAGCAGGAUAUUACAGUAUAUCUUUAAACCAGACAGUUCCAUGUUUUGUGUAUGCAACAUUCAGUAACAGAUUGUAUCUGUAUCAUGGUGUUCAGUUGCCUGCUAUAAGAACCACAAAUUUAUUUGAAGUUAUGAAACAAGAUCCUGAACAAGAAACAAUGUUAAACUUACUUGAUAUUGACAAAACCAAUAUUUCUUCUCAGCAAGCAUUGUAUCAUUGGUGUCUGUAUGGUGAACCUACAGAGUUAAACACUGAAGUGAAGGAAGAAGGAAACAUUACCUGAAGAGAGAUCAUUAGCAUUAUUAUGAUAGGAUUAGUUUUUUAUCCUAUGUUUUUCAGAUACAUGUUGAAACUGUUAUUUUGUGAUUAUGUAUCUUAAGGUAUACUAGUGUCAAUAUACAACAUUUUGAUUUCUUUCAUUUCAACUGAUUUAAUAAAGCAGAGUAAAUCGUUUAAAAAUAAAGAAAUGUAUAUAGAGAUUGAA